AUGCGUCUCACAUUCUUCUUUUUCUUCAUUUUCUUCUCCUUUUAUUUCUUUUUCUUUUCUUCUUUUAUUUUGCUGAUCCGUUUUGCAUUUCUUUAUUUUCUUUUCCUCUUCGUUAUUAUUUACUUUGUCAGUCCUUUGCUUGCGUUGUUCUUUUUUUUCUCUUUCUCCUCGUCCUUCCUUUCUCAGUUUGUCUUUCUUCUUCUUCUUCUUCUUUUCAAUCCCGUCUCGCAUAGUCUUUCUAUUUCCCUUCUGCGUUCUUUUCUCAUUUUAUCUUUCUUUUUCUCCACUUCGUUUUUUUUUUAUAUAUCUCUCUCUCUUUUUUCUUUCACCCUCCUCCUCCCCCCCUCCUCCUCCCUCCUCCUCCUCCUCCUCCUCCUCCUCCUCCUCCUCCUCCUCUUUUUUCCCACUUUGUCUUUCUUUUCUCCUCUUCAAUCUUUUCUCAUUAUUUUUUCUUUCUCUUUCUCCUCGCCCCUCCUUUCUCAAUUUGACUUUCUUUUUCUCCUCACCAGUCUUUUCUCACUGUCUUCGUCUUUCUCCUCCUCCCUCCUUUCUCACUUUGUCUUUCUCCUACUCUUUCACUGUUCACUUUGA
Acanthosepion pharaonis is the source of this 591-nucleotide messenger RNA. The record is from the annotation of a GenBank genome assembly. NCBI's taxonomy places the organism in Eukaryota, Metazoa, Mollusca, Cephalopoda, Sepiida, Sepiidae.